UUGCCUUCAUAGACGAGGCCCCGCCCUCUGCGCGUGAAGACUCACAGCCUGCCUGACAUAGUCAGGUUCACGCGGACACCUCGGCUCUACCAGCUCUACACCGCUCCUCAGGAGUCUACGGCAACGUCAGAGCCAAGAUGGGGCGGAAGGAGAUCAUCUGCAGCUGGAAGAAGAGCACCAGUAAUAUCAAGGACGUGUUUGACUUCAAGGGGAAAAUGGGAUCGGGUUCUUUUUCAGAGGUGUAUAUGGUGAGAGAGAAGACAACAGGAAAACUGUCUGCCCUGAAGUGUCUGAAGAAAAAACACCUCGCUCAUAGCAACCUCGAAAAUGAAAUCAAUGUACUGAGAAGGAUACAGCAUGAGAACGUGGUGGGACUGGAGGAUUUCUAUGAGAGUCGAACGCACUAUUACCUGGUCAUGCAACUAGUGUCAGGCGGGGAGCUGUUUGAUCGCAUUAUAGACAAGGGGGUUUACACUGAGAAGGACGCCAGCACAGUGAUCAAACAGGUGCUGCAGGCUGUCAGCUACCUGCACGAAAACAGCAUCGUACACAGGGACCUGAAGCCUGAGAACCUGCUGUACUAUAGUGCAGAUAAGAAUGCUAAGAUCAUGGUCAGUGACUUUGGUCUGUCUAAGACGAUGGAGCACGGUGUGAUGUCCACAGCCUGUGGUACACCAGGAUAUGUUGCCCCUGAGGUUUUGGCCCAGAAGCCCUACAGCAAAGCAGUGGACUGCUGGUCCAUUGGAGUUAUCACUUACAUCCUGCUCUGCGGCUACCCUCCAUUCUUUGAAGAUAAUGAGACUCGUCUGUUUUCAAAGAUCAUGAGAGCUGAGUACGCCUUCCAUUCACCUUUCUGGGAUGACAUAUCUGAGUCAGCCAAAGACUUCAUCAGGAAUAUGAUGGAGAAAAACCCUACGAAACGCUUCCUCACCGAGCAGGCACUCAGACACCCAUGGAUUGCUGAAAACACAGCUAAAGACCUGGACAUUUAUCAGUCUGUCUGUGAACAGCUGGAGAGAAGCUUUUCCAAAUCCAAAUGGAAGCAAGCCUUCAACGCAGCCUCAGUAAUCCACCACAUGAAGAAACUGCAGUUGUCCCUCACUGAGCCGUCCCCCUCACACCUCAUGCCCAACAUCACAGUAGUACAGGCCUCCCAGAAUGACCAGGAGGCACUGGGACCCUGCCACCACGGGGCUGAUGCCCUCGACCCAAACGGGAAUCCGCUUCAUGCAGCCAAUCAUCUAUCCUGCAGUAGUCCUGAGUCGGGCAGAUGUCUCUGUCCACCACUGAGAGCCAGUCACAGUGAGCCUGGCAACGCCCUCACUGUUGAUGGAUCAAGAGAGGUCAAUAACUUCCUUUCAGAGAUCGACACUCCUUUCAGGCCAUCUAAGAGCAUGAAUGCUGUGUCUCAGAGGAAGGACCAGCCGCUUCAGUCUGGAGUGUGUUCUGUCAUGUGAUUGGCUGGCUAACCAGAGAUGAAUCUUAUGCAGUUUGUCUCUUGAGUUGACGACGCUCAGUGGCAUCCCUCUGGAUAUGAAGGUGUUGACACAUCUGCUGCUCAGCUUUUUCAUGUCUGCUGUGGUUCUCUGCUGCAGAACACAUGUUCCAUCGACAAGACACACACAUAAAAACAUAUCUGCACUAUAAAAACACUUUAACAUGGAAUGACUGCAUAUCUGUAAUUAACACCACAUUAAACAGGAAUUCAUUGAUUCAUAUAAACUGUGUCACACUAAUGACAUUUAUUCACUUCUAUCUAUUGUCAACAUGUCACUAAAUACCAUUGAAAUGUAUUUGUUUUGAAUAGCUUUAGGGUACAUAUGCAAUGUGAAAGCUUUUUAAUGUUUUCAUCGUAUUUCACUGACAUGGCUGAACCUUGAAUUCCGAUGGUUUAUAGGUUUUUAUAAAGCUGAUAAGCUUUUUUAGACUCUGAAACUUUUUUAAGAUACUGAAUGUAUAUUCACCACUGGAGACUAUAACCAAAUCAGGGAAUGUACCUUUAACUGUAGUGUUUGGACUGUUGAACCUGACUGAAGAUUUUUGGACAUGUAUUAUUAUUACACCAAGAUGAAGGAUGGUUGUUAUUAUUCAUGAGAUUAAACUUUACUUUGGAGUCAUGGAGGUGGAGUCAUUGACUCCCAGUGUUUUCUGUGACAUAUACAUAAGCUGCUCUCUUGUGCUCAUCAAGUGCCACAAGCUGGUGUAAAGAUGCUGUCAACACUAAUGAUGCCAUAGAGAUUCUGAGUUCACAAAUGUAGUGACAUAUUUGUUUCUUUUUGUAUUAUUUUCUCAGCAAGUAUGUAGUAAUUACUCGUCAUGCUUCUUGUGUUGAAUGGAUCUCCAAUGAAGCUUACAAAGUAUUAACAGGCUUUUAUUUCAAUACUGUGGAUCCUGCACAAACAACGGAUAAAAAACAGAAAAUAAAUAAUGUAACUUUUUUAAUUCAACCAUUUUCAGCUGUGAAAAAUACAAUAAUUGUGGUGCAGUGGAGUGUAUUGCUGCUGACAAAUAAAAGUUUGUGUUGUCUCUU
Anarrhichthys ocellatus (wolf-eel) is the source of this 2530-nucleotide messenger RNA. RefSeq names its product calcium/calmodulin-dependent protein kinase IGa (gene camk1ga). Gene Ontology annotation, molecular function: protein kinase activity; ATP binding. Gene Ontology annotation, biological process: protein phosphorylation. The record is from RefSeq and is a predicted model, not a curated record. The transcript is spliced from 13 exons. Bases 138 to 1457 code for a protein of 439 amino acids. Lineage: Eukaryota; Metazoa; Chordata; Actinopteri; Perciformes; Anarhichadidae.